UCCUCCUUGUCCUCCCGGCCGCACGUGAGCCCCUACUGAAGCUCCACGCGCAGCAGGAAUAAACCGGCUACUACCGGCUGAGACGUCACAGAAGCUCGACCUGUGAGCGUUUUUACACAACAGAAAGGGGAAAGAUGGCGGACGACCCGAGUGCUGCGGACAGAAACGUGGAAAUCUGGAAGAUUAAGAAGUUGAUUAAAAGCCUUGAAGCAGCCCGAGGGAAUGGCACCAGUAUGAUUUCCCUCAUCAUCCCACCGAAGGACCAGAUCUCCCGGGUGGCCAAGAUGCUGGCGGACGAGUUCGGCACGGCGUCCAACAUUAAGAGCAGAGUGAACCGACUGUCGGUGCUGGGAGCCAUCACGUCAGUCCAGCAAAGACUCAAACUCUACAACAAAGUGCCCCCUAAUGGCCUGGUGGUGUACUGCGGGACCAUCAUGACAGAAGAGGGGAAAGAGAAGAAAGUGAACAUCGACUUCGAGCCAUUUAAGCCGAUCAACACAUCCCUGUAUUUGUGCGACAACAAGUUUCACACGGAGGCUCUCACCGCGCUGCUCUCAGAUGACAGUAAAUUCGGCUUCAUCGUGAUCGACGGUAGCGGCGCCCUCUUCGGGACUCUGCAGGGCAACACCAGGGAGGUUCUGCACAAGUUCACUGUGGACCUGCCGAAAAAGCACGGACGAGGAGGUCAGUCUGCCCUUCGAUUCGCCCGUCUGAGGAUGGAGAAAAGGCACAACUAUGUCAGGAAGGUCGCCGAGACGGCCGUGCAGCUGUUCGUCUCCAACGACAAGGUCAACGUCGCCGGGAUGGUCCUCGCCGGAUCGGCCGACUUCAAGACCGAGCUCAGCCAGUCAGACAUGUUCGACCCGAGGUUACAAGCCAAGGUGCUGAAACUGGUGGACAUCUCGUACGGAGGGGAGAACGGGUUCAACCAGGCAAUCGAACUGUCGGCCGAGGUGCUCUCCAACGUCAAGUUCAUUCAGGAGAAGAAGUUGAUAGGUCGCUAUUUUGACGAGAUCAGUCAGGACACGGGGAAGUAUUGCUUCGGAGUCGAGGACACGCUCAAAGCCCUGGAGAUGGGAGCCGUAGAGAUUCUCAUUGUCUAUGAGAACCUGGAAACCAUGCGCUACGUACUGCGCUGCCACGGGGCAGAGGGCAGCAAUCCUGAAAAUGAUGAGAAGACACUAUAUUUGACCCCAGAACAGGAGAAGGACAAGAGUCACUUCACAGACAAAGAGACAGGCCAGGAGCACGAGCUCUUAGAGAGCAUGCCGCUGCUCGAAUGGUUCGCCAACAACUACAAGAAGUUUGGGGCGACGCUGGAGAUCGUGACGGACAAAAGUCAGGAAGGCUCGCAGUUUGUGAAGGGCUUCGGAGGGAUCGGAGGAAUCCUGCGCUACAGGGUGGAUUUCCAGGGCAUGGACUAUCAAGGAGAAGACGAGGAGCUGUACGACUUGGAUGACUACUAGGUAGUCGCGACCGCCGAACUUUACGAAGUCCGCAGACGAACGGAGAAGGAACAGCUGGAGAAUCAGCGACUCAGAGGAACAAUUUUUAAGAGCGACCUUAACGAAUUGAAACACAGUGACUGAGCGGAAGCAGAGCGCGCUUCGAUCGCCGACACGUCAUUAACACGUCACACAGCGACAGUACAGACACGUGAGGAUGUCGUCCAGUCGUGCGCCAUUUUCCAAACCUCCGUUUUUUUAUAUACUGACUUCUCCUCCUCCUUUUCCUCCUGCUGCUGCUGCUUUAUGAGUUCGUGGCAUUUAAAAAACAAAAAAAAGUUCAUGAAAAGCUGACGGGUUUACCCCGAGCUCGCCAUCCCGACUCCGAGUCUCUGUGACAGACCAUCGUGUAGCUGGAUCUCCUCGCCGUGCUUAUGAAGACGGACGCGUGUCUUGCUUUAGCCUUUAAGAAACAUCCAACGCUGUUUGCCUUUGGGGGGGCGGGGUUUUUUUUUGGGGGGGGGGGGGGCCUUGGGGAAUAAAUAAAUAAAUGAAUGAUUUAUUGAUUUAUGGUGUGACUUGGAUUUCAGAGCUCUGAGUUAGCUCUCAAUAUUCUCUCAUCCACAAGCUAAAUUAGUGACUUUAGAACACAAGAUCACAAUGAAAAAGCACAAAAGUUGUGGAGGUUUUAUAUUACACUUCCUGCUCUUCCACAUCGAGGCUAACACUGCACAGAUUCGGUUUAUAAAAGAAACAACAACAAAAAGGGAAUUUGUGACAAAACUGAUGUAUCACUCUGAUUCAGUCUUUUUUUUUUCUGAAGACUAGGCAGCAAGCAAACACCAUUUAUACCUUCAGCCUAAUGAGCACAAUAUGAGAAAACACACACAAAGCAUACUUUCUAUUUUAAUGCAUAUACUCUAUAUAUAUAUAUAUAUAUAUAUAUAUAUAUAUAGACCCCGUAUUUUCUCAUCUCUGUGCCUAAUCCAUGGAUAUUUUGUAUAAAUCAUUUGUUACACGAGGUCACAGAUAUUAAACCUUCUCAUCGUUUGCACAUUUUCCAGUUUCUCGUCUGUUUGUUACUUCCUUUCAUCGCGUUUCGCUCGGCCCACUUCUGAGAAUUUUUCUUAAGACUUUAGCUUUCAGAAAACUGCUCUAAAUGUAGCACAAAGUUUAUUGUGGGCACAUGAGGGGACGCUGACAGAAAAAAUAAACCUGCUGUAUGUGGAAGCUUAGACAAUGUGUUUAAAGUUGUAAAAGGGGAAGUGACCAGAUAAAAAUAAUGUACUUAAGAUUAAAAGUUAAAAUGUGGCUUUCAAAUGUAAUCAUUAUUUAAAAAAAUGUGAAAGGAAUAAAAUAAGAAUUGACGUUCA
Molecule: messenger RNA, 2818 nt
Organism: Clarias gariepinus (North African catfish)
Lineage: Eukaryota; Metazoa; Chordata; Actinopteri; Siluriformes; Clariidae
Gene: etf1b
Product: eukaryotic translation termination factor 1b
Exons: 11
Coding region: 135-1466 (443 amino acids)
Biological process (GO): cytoplasmic translational termination
Cellular component (GO): translation release factor complex; cytosol
Molecular function (GO): sequence-specific mRNA binding; translation release factor activity, codon specific
Source: RefSeq, a predicted model, not a curated record